AGGCCUGUCGGACCACCACAUGAGCGCGUGCGCGCCAGGCUCGCCAGAAAGUCCCGGAAGUGAGUCGAUCGGCGCGUGCUACACAACAGCACUGGACGCAGUUCUGCAACAGGACACGGAACUGGGCUCCACAAUGGCAAGCCAGGAUCCUGUCAACCCCUCACAUGCUGCGUUUGACCGCUUCGUACAAGCGCACGACUGCAAGGAUGUGCAACGACACUUUGAUGAACUUUGUCAGCAGCUAGACAUUAAUUUGAAGGACUUCAGGAGUUUCUACAGCAAACUGAAAGAAAGGCUGAACUACUGGCGGGCUAAAGCCUUGUGGACAAAGCUGGACAAAAGGGCAUCUCACCCCGACUACCAGCAGAAAAAAGCCUGCACCAAAAACAAGUGUCUCAUCCUUGGGGCUGGGCCAUGUGGUCUGAGGACUGCCGUUGAACUUUCCUUGCUGGGUGCUCAGGUGGUGGUGCUGGAGAAGCGACAGACUUUCUCUAGGAACAAUGUUCUCCAUCUGUGGCCCUUCACCAUCUGUGACCUCCGUGGCCUCGGUGCUAAAAAGUUCUAUGGAAAAUUCUGCUCUGGCUCGCUAGAUCACAUCAGCAUUCGCCAGUUGCAGUUGAUUCUCUUAAAAGUAUCACUUCUCCUUGGCGUGGAGGUUCAUACUGGAGUGGAGUUCAAGAGUCUGAUUGAGCCCACAGGAGAUAAAGGAUGGAUGGUCAAAGUUCAGCCAGAGACUCAUCCUGUUUCAUCCUUUCAAUUUGAUGUUUUCAUCUCUGCUGGCGGAGGCAGGUUUGUCCCUGAGGGGUUCAAGCACAAGGAACUGAGAGGUAAGCUGGCCAUUGGCAUCACGGCCAACUUUAUCAACAGAAACACAACAGCAGAGGCCCAAGUGGCAGAGAUCAGCGGCGUGGCCCGUAUCUACAACCAGAAAUUCUUCCAGGACCUGUUAACAGACACUGGUAUUGAUUUGGAGAACAUCGUAUAUUACAAAGAUGACACCCACUACUUUGUCAUGACUGCCAAAAAAAGGAGCUUGCUAAAGAAGGGUGUCAUCAAACAGGACUUUAGUGAAGUGGAGGAUAUGCUAGCUCCGGCCAACAUUGACGACGAAGCGCUGCGUCGUUACGCCUGUGAUGCCGCUCAUUUCUCAACAGGGGCCAAACUACCAGACCUAGAGUUUGCUCAGAACCAUGCCUGCCAGCCGGAUGUGGCCGUGUUUGACUUCACCUGCAUGCAGCGGGCUGAGAACGCUUCGUUAGUCCGAGAGCGAAGAGGCAGGAAGUUGUUGAUGGGUCUUGUUGGAGAUUGCCUGGUAGAGCCAUUCUGGCCCCUUGGGACCGGCAUUGCUCGUGGAUUUCUGGCAGCUUUUGACACGGCGUGGAUGGUAAGAAGCUGGGGCAUGGGAGCGCCUCAUCUUAAUGUCCUAGCUGAGCGAGAAAGCAUCUAUCAGGUCCUGUCACAAACCACACCAGAAAACACCAGCAAAAACUAUGUCGCUUACAGCAUCGACCCUAAAACACGAUACAUGAGAGUCAACCUGUCCUCCAUUCCGACUAACCAGGUGCAGCACCUUUACGAUAUUGAUAAAUCCAGUCCAUCCAGCAAGAAGCAAAAGAACAGGUGGUCGUAUGAGUGUCAAGAUGCAUUCCAUGGUUUUGAGGAGUUGUUAAAAUGGUGCCAAAACCACACCGCUGGUUACAACAAUGUGGAUGUCAAAGAUUUCACCAAUUCUUGGCGGUCUGGGCGGGCUCUCUGUGUUUUGAUUCACCACUUCAGACCUCAGCUCAUUGACAUGAACUCAGUAAACAUGUCCAGUUCUGUCCACAAUCACCAACGGGCCUUCAGUAUCUUGGAGAAAGAACUUGGCAUUCCACCUGUCAUGUCUGCCAGUGACAUUGCCAACGGCGGUCAGAUUGACAAACUGUCUAUGGUCCUCUACCUCACCCAGGUUAAAGAUGCCUUCACUGUGCCAACACCAGCUCCAGAGCCCACAGGCUUCCUGCCUUCAUCCAAGCCUCUGACUUUCUCCCAGACACACUCUGCUGUCUUUUUCCUCAAUAAACUGAAGCACAAUUCUCUGCAAAGACGCAAGGAGAAACUGGCAGCUGGUAAGCAGCAAGCAACAGAAAACAAGAUAAAGAUGGGAGAAGAGGACAGUACGGUGCCCCCCACACCCCUUGAUCUCAGUCCGCCACCUGCACUUCUGCCUGAGCCUGAACCUGCUUCCCUUUCCCUGGCCAGCAGUGACGAGUGCUGCUUCUGUGGCCGUAGAGUCUACGUGCUUGAGCGCAUCAGUGCCGAGGGAAAGUUCUUUCAUCGCAGCUGCUUGACCUGCCAUCGCUGUGGCAUCACGCUGCGACUUGGAGACUACACCUUCCAUCAGGCCACAGGGAGAUUCUACUGUGAGCUGCACUCGGAGGAACUGGAAGAUACAGCUAGAAUAUCCUCAUAUAAGGAAAGUAAAGAAAAUGGACAGAACAGACUUUCAAGCGAAGGCUCCACACCAUCACCCUCAGAUGAGGAGUAUGAGCACACAACGGACAGUGUUCUUCCACAGUCAUUUUAUUCGGAAGGGCAGGACCAGCAGCUACCUGAUUCCAAAGAAAAUUUGUCCCCUGCUGACGAACAUGCAAAAGCUGAGACUGACGAACAUUCCGCAGCGCUGUACCCUCUCCCCAAACCCCGUCUCUCUCGACAGCCCAUGCCAAGCCCCCAACCCUUUCCUCCAAUAGUAAAACCUCGCACAGUUCACCUUGUCAUUCCUACAACUCCUAAAAUUAAUCCGCCUUCAGCCCCAGAGCAAGAGAUACCUGAACCAGCUCCUGACUCACGCCCUAAGCAGUCGCUACGUAAACUGAAGCUCACAGACGAUGAAAAAGACCAGCUGGUAAAUCUUCUGACCUUCAACACAGACUCUGACUCCGAGACCCGGGGAGGCUCAUCGUCCUGCUCCUCCUCCUCUGUGACAGCAGGAGGCACGAGUCCUCCGAGGCCAGAAGAGGAGGGCUACUGGAGCGGGGGCACAGCUGGUCACUUCCGGGAAAAAAGGAACCGACGUUGCUUUAAAAAAAAAGAGGGACCCAAUGGGCAGCCCAAAUCACGAUCCAAGUUCUCUCCCUGGAAUCUGUCCUCACCGAGGAUCAGCACUCGACUCAGCGUCCAUGUUAGUCAACCUGGGAGAGUCGAAACAACAUUCAGGCAUGCUCACAGCACUUCUGAAGAGAAUGUUGAUGGAGACGAGGAUGAAGAUGAUAUGUUUGAACAGGAUGACUUUGACUUAUUGGAGGAAAAGCUUCAGGCAUUAUCAUCAGACCCUGCAGAGGCAGGUAAGUUGGAAGUUAUGAAGAUGAGGACACUGGAGCGGCGGGCAAAGACGAGUGAGUUACAACGAUUGCGCCAAGCGCAGUCAAUCCAAAGAAGACUGGAAGAAAUUGAAGCGACUUUCCUAGAUUUGGAGCAGAAAGGUGUUGUGCUUGAACAAACUGUGCGAGGAGAAGCUAACAACGACAGCUCCUCUGACAUGAUCGAACAGUGGAUCCAACUGGUCCAUGAGAAGAACGCGUUGGUCUCGGAGGAGUCUGACCUCAUGCUGGCGUCUCGACAGCUGGAACUUGAAGACAAACAGAGCAUGUUGGACUUGGAGCUGAGGAAAUACAUAGAUUUGAAUGACAAGACACCAGAGCAGCAAACCGAAGAAGAACGUGUCCUGCAGCAGAUGAUCGAAGUGGUGGACAUGCGUGAUUCUCUGGUGUCCUUUGUAGAAGAGAAGAGGCUGAAGGACAUGCAAGAGCAAAAGGUCCUCUCUGUCAUGGAGGCCAAGCGCCAUUCCAAGGUGGGAGCUCAGGUUCACUGGCAGUAAUCUGUCUUCCACGCAAAAAAACACAGCCUGAAACAUUGCAAAGCCAAAGAAGACACACCACUGCUGUUGGCCCAUCUUUAAGCAUCAAAGACAAACUUGUGAGCCAUGAAUAUCAGUUUGAUUCCUCGCUAGAGGGAGACAUCAACUGGCAGAUCUGAGGCUCAGCCCUGAGGCCAAGCCCCACCCUCGUCAUUAUAGCUGAUGCACUGCACUGUUGAACAAACAACAGAUAAUAAUCGCACAGUGAGGGACCUGACCUGGAUUUAUUGUGUAAAUGUGCCAAGACAAAGCAGCAUGCAAAGCAAGACUUCAUACUGUUGCAGACUUUGGAGAUGGAUGGGAUGGAAAGUUAGAAAAUAUUCAUGAGUUUUCUGCUUGUCCUAUUGCACACUGAUAAAACACAUUUUUUGUUUGGUACUUUGUAUAAUAAACAAAACCUGGGUGGGGAGAAGUAAAAGGCA
Messenger RNA from Nerophis lumbriciformis (worm pipefish), 4320 nucleotides. It is a transcript of the gene mical1, whose product is annotated as microtubule associated monooxygenase, calponin and LIM domain containing 1. Gene Ontology annotation, molecular function: FAD binding; protein binding. The record is from RefSeq and is a predicted model, not a curated record. NCBI's taxonomy places the organism in Eukaryota, Metazoa, Chordata, Actinopteri, Syngnathiformes, Syngnathidae.